AUGGUAAAAGAGAAUACUGGAAAUGAGAAUGAAGAUUCUGAGCUGUCAGUUUGUGCAAAAAACAUCGUGAUUCCCAUGCAUGACAAAAGUAAGGAAGGGCCAACGGUGGACCCCAAAGGCACUUACGGAAACAUACAAACAGAAGAAACUGCCCUCUUGAAUCAUUGUGCUCAGCAGCCUCAGGAACAGAUUGCUGAGUCUUCAACACCUGCAAGAACAUUGAGGCAAAUAUUUGCCUGUCCUCCUCAAGGUUUACUAGCCCAAAUAGUGACAAAUGUUGUGACAGUGGUCCUGGUUUGGGCUGUGACUUGGUCCGUCACUGGGGCUGAGUGCCUCCCAGGUGGAAACCUGUUUGGAAUUCUGUUUCUUUAUUUUUUUGCUGUCAUUGGAGGUAAAAUUUUUGGACUCAUUAAAAUACCAACAUUGCCUCCUCUCCCUGCUCUUCUUGGGAUGUUGCUUGCUGGUUUUUUCAUCCGAAAUACCCCAGUCAUCAGUGACAUCAUCCAGAUAAACCUGCGCUGGUCUGCAGCACUGAGGAAUAUUGCUCUUUCCAUUAUCUUAACCCGAGCAGGACUUGGCCUGGAUCCAAAGGCCCUUAAGAGGCUGAAAGCAGUUUGUCUGCGGCUUUCUUUUGGACCAUGCAUCUCAGAGACAUGCACAGCUGCUGUUCUAGCCUACUUGUUCAUGUAUAAAGAGAGAGUGAAACCAUGUGUCUUCAGUUUUGUUCUAGGUGCUGUUUCCCCUGCUGUGGUGGUGCCCUCAAUGUUGAUAUUACAAGCAGGGGGUUAUGGGGUGGAGAAGGGUGUCCCAACCCUGCUGAUGGCUGCUGGCAGCAUUGAUGACAUCCUGGCCAUUACUGGGUUCAACACCUGUCUUGGGAUAGCUUUUUCUUCUGGUUCUACUCUGUACAACGUGCUUCGUGGAGUGCUGGAGGUAGCUGUGGGCAUUGCAGCUGGGGCGAUUCUGGGAAUGUUUCUUCGGUACUUCCCAAGCCAUGAUCAGGCAUCUCUGGCAUGGAAGAGAUCAUAUUUUGUUCUGGGUCUGUCCAUGUUUGCUGUUUUUGGCAGCAUCCGCUUUGGUUUCCCUGGAUCAGGAGGGCUCUGCACAUUGGCUGUCUUGUACACUAUGUUGCAGAAGGCAGUAGAAAAAAAUGUUGCAGUUGCGUGGAAUGUCUUUCAGCCUUUUCUCUUUGGUUUAAUUGGAGCAGAAGUAUCUGUUAUGUCUCUCAGGCCUGAAACUGUGGGGCUCUGUGUUACUACAUUAGGCAUUGCCCUCAUUGUACGAAUCCUAGUCACAUUCCUGAUGGUGUGUUUUGCCGGGUUUAAUUUCAAGGAGAAAGUAUUUGUCUCGCUGGCAUGGAUGCCCAAAGCCACUGUCCAGGUUAAUCAAGCUAUCCUUUUGCUGUUUCUUCUUGGGGAAGAAGGGACGAACAGCAAGAUAACCAAGCAAAGCCAGCACACCCAGGAAAGGCAAUAA
Tinamus guttatus (white-throated tinamou) is the source of this 1476-nucleotide messenger RNA. Lineage: Eukaryota; Metazoa; Chordata; Aves; Tinamiformes; Tinamidae. The record is from RefSeq and is a predicted model, not a curated record.